This is a messenger RNA of Andrographis paniculata, 922 nucleotides long. Its product is annotated as pathogenesis-related thaumatin-like protein 3.5. Gene Ontology annotation, biological process: defense response. NCBI's taxonomy places the organism in Eukaryota, Viridiplantae, Streptophyta, Magnoliopsida, Lamiales, Acanthaceae. The transcript has 2 exons. Bases 71 to 823 code for a protein of 250 amino acids. Gene Ontology annotation, cellular component: extracellular region. The record is from RefSeq and is a predicted model, not a curated record.
GGCUUCCCUGUUUUAACUUCGUUACAGCGAUCGCUUAAAUUGCAGUUUCUCACGAUUUUGCAGAGUAGCCAUGGCGGCUGAGUGGAGGAGGCCCUUCCUGUUCUUUGCCCUGUAUUUCUUUUCAGGGGUUUCGUGGAGGGUUUCAGCGACGAUUUUCACGCUCCAAAACGGAUGUAGUUUUACGAUCUGGCCGGCGGUGACGUCCGGCAACAACGGGGAGGUUCUCGGUGGCGGCGGGUUUGCAUUGGCGCCGGGGUCGGCGGUGGAGCUGCCGGCGACGGCGGGGUGGUCGGGGCGGUUUUGGGCGCGGACGGGGUGCGAUUUUGACGGAAACGGAAAUGGGAGCUGCACGACCGGCGAUUGUGGAGGGAGGCUACAGUGCGCCGUCGGCGGAGCGCCGCCGGUGAGCCUGGUGGAGUUCACGAUCGGGGACGGCGGCGAGGUGAAGGACUUCUACGACGUGAGCCUGGUGGAUGGGUACAACGUGGGUUUGGGGGUCCGGGCGUCGGGGGGGUCAGGGGACUGUCAGUACGCGGGGUGCAUGGCGGACGUGAACCGGAACUGCCCGGCGGAGCUGCAGGUGGUGGACGGCGACGGCGCGGUGGUGGCGUGCAAGAGCGCGUGCGAGGCGUUCGGGAAGGAGGAGUAUUGCUGCACCGGCGAGUUCGCGUCGCCGGAGACAUGCCCGCCGACGGACUACUCGCGCGUGUUCAAAACAGCCUGCCCGACGGCGUACAGUUACGCCUACGACGACCUGACCAGCACGUGCACUUGCACUGGUGCUGACUAUGUUAUUACAUUCUGUCCUGCUGCUGACUCCUAAUCUUGUUACUAAAUUGGAUUCUUGUUAUUAUUAUUAUUAUUAUUUGGAUUUGGAUUCGGAUUCGAAUUUUCAAUCUCUUAUUUGAAUUGGGAUUGCUCU